Messenger RNA from Caenorhabditis sp. 36 PRJEB53466, 1742 nucleotides. The record is from the annotation of a GenBank genome assembly. NCBI's taxonomy places the organism in Eukaryota, Metazoa, Nematoda, Chromadorea, Rhabditida, Rhabditidae.
AUGUGGAACAGUUCAAAUUGCACCAACAAUUACCGAUUCUCGAGCAUCAUGGCGAACAUGACCACCCAGGCCAUAAUCGAUAAAGUGUGAGUGAUUUUUUGUUGGCGAAAAAGGCAUUUAAAGGUGGUGUCCAACGUGACAUACAACAUUUUUUUACAAUAAACUUCAAAGUGGGGCAUUCACUAGAUUUUUCCUAGAUUUUUCUAGUCCCCGGAUGGAAUUCCCCUUUCUUCCGAUUUUUUUCUUAAAUUUUCAAUCGUUUUUUCACUGAACACACUUAUUAGCAAUAUUUGAAAAAAUUUAUGUUUUUUUCUGUGCCGUGACGCCAAAAAAAUCGAUAAUCUGAAACUUUCAAAAUUCAGCAAAAUUUAGACAAAAUUCAGAAAUUCAGAAAAAAUCAGUCACUUUUUGUGCCGCGUCUAAAGUCUCGGAAAACCCGCAAAUCUCGCGGAUUUUGCAGUCCAAAUUCGGCAGAAAUUUGCGGGAAAUCCGGGGUGCGUAUUUUUUGAAAAUUUACCCAAGAAAUUUGAGAAAUUUCAAAUAUUCUCGAGAAAUUUAAAUUUUUUCAAAAAAUACCGUAGUUUUAUGGUGUACGGUAACACUCGUUCAGCUGUGCUCACCCCGGAUUUCCCGCAAAUUUCUGCCGACUUUGGACUGCUAAAUCCGCGAGAUUUGCGGGUUUUCCGAGACUUUGGACGCGGCAAAACCGAAAAGAUUGAGCGAAAAACCCGGAAAAACAACAAAGAAAAGUUUCAGAUUAUCGACUUUUUUGGUGUCACGGCACAGAAAAGAACAUAAAUUUUUUUAGAUAUUGUAAGUAAGUGUGUUCAGUGAAAAAACGAUUGAAAAUUUAAGAAAAUUGCACGAAAACGGAAAAAAAUCGGAAAAAAAAGGGGAAUUCCAUCCGGGGACUAGAAAAAUCUAGGCCAGCUCUUCCAUUUCGCCGUGUACUUCUCGCCGGUACCAUUAACUUUUUUGAAAAAAAUCUUUAAAAUCGGGGAAUUUUUUUUCGUAAUUCGGGACUUUAGGAAAGUGAAUGUCCCACUUCGAAGUUUAUUUUAAAAAUAUGUUGUAUAUUGGACACCACCUUCAACAUCAUUUCAUUUCAGGGUUCUCGCCAUUCGAAACUGCUCCACGCCAAAAGGUUCUUGAAAAGUUAUAGUUCGAAAAAAGUUGAUAAUUCUUUCAAGAUUCCGAUUGCAAAAGUUUCAUCGCUGACAUAAAGAGCACGUGCAUUUUUCUGCCUCGAGAGAAACUGGGUGGGUGAAGUUUGUAAUCGAACGCUGCGAAAUUUAAAAAUUUCCUAAAAGGCUAGUCCACGCGCCCUUUUCAAUUUCAGAAACAUGCACCAAUGUAACCAAUGCAGCGGGUGAAAUUGUGUGCAAGGCGAACAAAACCAGUGAGUUUGAGUUUCUCCAUUCUUUUUUCCUCAGCUAUUUUCAACUUCAGUCGCCGGCUGUGCCUACUUUCCGAUCAAAGUCGACCCAAUAAUAAUUCCCUCGACCCGCACACUUCCGAUCUCGACCAUUUCCACUCGGAUUCCGACCGCCGUCACCGAAGAAUCCGCCAACAUCAUAUUGUUCGUGGCGAUCGGCGUGGCCGUCUUUCUUCUUCUGGCUGCCAUUGGGGCCGGAAUCUUUUUCUGGCUGAAAAAGAGAAACGGAGGAGCGGCUCCGACUACUGAUCGAGCAGAAUCGAAGAGUUCGAAGGAGGAGGCCAAGAAUGCGGCGGUCGAGGCUUGA